Molecule: messenger RNA, 396 nt
Organism: Nicotiana tabacum (common tobacco)
Lineage: Eukaryota; Viridiplantae; Streptophyta; Magnoliopsida; Solanales; Solanaceae
Product: agamous-like MADS-box protein TM6
Biological process (GO): regulation of DNA-templated transcription
Cellular component (GO): nucleus
Molecular function (GO): DNA-binding transcription factor activity
Source: RefSeq, a predicted model, not a curated record
AUGCUCUUGUCAGUUCAUUGGCAGAGAACAGGGGAAGACAUGAGCGGCCUCAAUUUGCAGGAUUUGUGCCACUUGCAGGAGAACAUCUCUGAAUCUCUAGCUGAGAUACGUGAAAGAAAGUACCACGUGAUCAAGACUCAAACAGAUACCUUCAGGAAGAAGGUGAAGAACUUAGAAGAGCAACAUGGAAACCUCGUGCUUGAUUUGGAAGCAAAAAGUGAAGAUCCAAAGUAUGGUGUAGUGGAAAGUGAGGGACAGUACAACUCUGCUAUGGCAUUUGCCAAUGGAGUACACAACCUCUAUGCUUUUCGCCUACAAUCGUUGCACCCCAAUCUUCAAAAUGGAGGAGAAAUUGGUUCUCGUAAUCUACACCUUGCUUGAAAACAGCAAUUUGGC